GACCAUUCACAAAAGUAAUGAAAUGAUGAAAACAAAAUUAAUCAACUGGUAUUUUGUUGUUAUUAUUAAAUCAUUUAAUUAUUGAAUCAAAAAGAAAAUGAUUAUUGGAUCAUAAUGAUACGAAGAAAAUUAUAUCUUCGAUUUAUUGGCAUAAUCGUUUGCGUAACUCUGUUAUGGAUAUAUGUACCAUCUUAUGUGUCAUUAAAUCAUCAACAACAUCGAAAACAUUCGGAACAAAAAUCAAAUUCAAGUGUAGAUGAUUUAUUUGAUUUUAAUCUUUUACGCGAUGUAAUCAAAUCAAAUGAUGAGCAACAUCUGGAUGAACAUAAAUUUAAUCCAUUAACGGAUGAUAAUUUAGUUAUCAUUGUUCAAGUUCAUAAACGUUUAAAAUAUCUACAAAAUUUAAUUGAUUCACUUUCAAAAGUGAAAUUCAUUGAAGAAACUUUGAUCAUAUUUAGCCAUGAUUUAAUGGAUGAAGAGAUAAAUAAUUCAAUCAGGAGAAUAGAUUUUGCCAAAAUCAAACAAAUUUUUUUUCCAUUUUCCACACAAAUCUGGCAUAAUACAUUUCCAGGUCAAUCUUUCAAUGACUGUCCUCGUGAUAUAGGAAAGAAAAAAGCAUUGGAAAUUAAUUGCGAUAAUGCCGAUCAACCGGAUAGUUAUGGACAUUAUCGCGAAUCAAAUGUUACUCAGACUAAACAUCAUUGGUGGUGGAAAUUAUGGUAUGUUAUGGAACAUUUACCACAAACAAAAAAACAUCAUGGAGAUUUUCUAUUCAUCGAAGAAGACCAUUAUGUCAGUCCAGAUUUAAUUCAUCGUUGGAAAUUGAUGAAAUUAUCACGAAAAGAUCUAAAAGAAUCCGAUACAGUGGUUGAUAUUUUGACUAUGGGCAAUUAUGAAUUUAAUGUACAAAAACCGAUAAAGAAUAUACAAGCUGAAAUGAAAAAAUUGAAUCUAACAAAUUGGUUUUCAAGUAAACACAAUAUGGCAUUCACCAUUGAUCGUGCACUUUGGUCUCGAAUCAAAUCAUGUCAAUUUGAGUUUUGUUCGUUUGAUGAUUACAAUUGGGAUUGGUCAUUGCAGCAUAUAAUCAAUGUCUGUUUGAAACAGAAACUUCGUACUCUAGUCACUGUCGUUCCAAGAGUAUUCCAUGCGGGAACUUGUGGCGGCCUGCACCAUAAAAAGAAACAAUGUGAUGAAAAUUCAGAGGCAAAUAAAUUGAAGAAAUUUUUUGAAAAAAAUCAUGAAUAUCAAUUUAUUGAUGAAGUUCGAAUUGAAAAACAUACCAGUGGAUAUAAACGGAUUAUAAAUAAUGGCGGAUGGAGUGAUCGACGAGAUCAUCAAUUAUGUCAGCAAUAUCAGCUACCAGUUUUACAGAUUUUUCAUCGAAAUCAAUAUUUCUAUAAAUUGUUGGAAAAUAAUUUGUACAAACUUGAUAAAAAAAAUGAUAAACUCUCAAGUGAUAAAUGAACUGCGAUCGGAAAAUUGACAGAAAAUUAUU
Dermatophagoides pteronyssinus (European house dust mite) is the source of this 1498-nucleotide messenger RNA. It is a transcript of the gene Mgat2, whose product is annotated as alpha-1,6-mannosyl-glycoprotein 2-beta-N-acetylglucosaminyltransferase. Gene Ontology annotation, cellular component: Golgi membrane; Golgi stack. NCBI's taxonomy places the organism in Eukaryota, Metazoa, Arthropoda, Arachnida, Sarcoptiformes, Pyroglyphidae. Gene Ontology annotation, molecular function: alpha-1,6-mannosylglycoprotein 2-beta-N-acetylglucosaminyltransferase activity. Gene Ontology annotation, biological process: protein N-linked glycosylation; oligosaccharide biosynthetic process. The record is from RefSeq and is a predicted model, not a curated record.